This is a messenger RNA of Malania oleifera, 1633 nucleotides long. Its product is annotated as heterodimeric geranylgeranyl pyrophosphate synthase small subunit, chloroplastic-like. Lineage: Eukaryota; Viridiplantae; Streptophyta; Magnoliopsida; Santalales; Ximeniaceae. Gene Ontology annotation, biological process: isoprenoid biosynthetic process. The transcript has a single exon. Gene Ontology annotation, molecular function: prenyltransferase activity. Bases 481 to 1404 code for a protein of 307 amino acids. The record is from RefSeq and is a predicted model, not a curated record.
GUUUUUUCUGCGAAUUCACCGAGAAAAGUACAAGUGAGCAAUCUAAUAGGGUAUGGCCCAUGCUAUCAACUACUCCAUUUCGUAUCUUAUUGGGCGAGUAGCUUCCUCUUUUAAUUUUUCAUUAAUUGCCCCAAAAAAAAAAAAAAAAAACAAAUUGCGAACGAACCAUGAAUGAAAAAAGUACAGAGCCAAGAGCAGGACCACCGACUGCCCUAGACCUCCACAUCCUUGACCCUUCGCUUUCACCCACGUUAUUCAUACACACACAGUACACUCAAUUAUUAAUAUUAUAAUUGUGACCCCAACAAAAUUAAGCAUGAAGAGAACGUGGUGUUUUAAAACCAUACCCUCUUUAUACAUUUCAAUAUCAGCUCUUAUUAAGUAUUGUCCUCCCAUCCAUCUUCAUCUUCAUCUUCAUCUUCAUCUUCAUCUUCCUCUUCCUCUUCCUUCUGCACUUCACAUUUUUCUUAAUUAUCACUCAUGGCUGGAGUUUUCCUCCUCCGGAUCGACGCCCAACCAAACAUUAAUCUCCUCGCCGGCACCCCUAGAUCAAAUCUCCACCGUCCGUCUCGUUUCAAACCCUGCAGGAUGGUGGCCAUGCCCCAUCAUGACCACUCUUACUGGGCCUCCUUAAAUGAAGAAAUUGAAGCCCAUCUCCAGCAGGCCAUCCCGGUUCGCUCCCCCACCGUCGUGUUCGAGCCCAUGCGCCACUUGGUCUUCGCGGCACCGAGGAGCAUGGCCCCCGCGUUGUGUAUCGCAGCCUGUGAGGCGGUCGGCGGCCGGCGGGAGGAUGCCGUGGCCGCAGCCUCCGCGCUGCACCUCGUCCACGCGGCCUCGUUCACCCAUGAGCACCUUUCCUUGACAGAUAGACCCAAGCCUAGGCCCAUGAUCCGUCACGCCUACGACCCGAAUAUUGAGCUUCUCACGGGGGAUGGAAUAGCGCCAUUUGGGUACGAGUUAUUAGCAAGAUUGGAUAACCCGAGCCGGUGUAGUUCGGAUCAGAUAUUGCGCGUGAUCAUUGAGAUCUCACGUGCUGCUGGCUCACGCGGAGUUGUUAACGGACGAUACCGAGAAAUGCAACUGGAUGAUUCGUCCUCGUCGAGGGAUGACGAGUGGAUUGAUGAGGUGUGCAAGAAGAAGGAAGGUGAGAUAUAUGCAUGUGGGGGUGCGUGUGGGGCUAUUGUAGGGGGUGGGAGCGAGGAAGAGAUAGAGAAGUUGAGAAGAUACGGUCUGUACGUGGGGAUGAUACGAGGAAUUCUGAACAGAAACAGAAGAAAGGAAGAGCGCAUAAUUGAAGUGGUGGUAGGCUUGAGAGAUUUGGCUCUUCAGGAGUUGACCGGCUUCAAUGGAAAUAACGUGGCGGCAAUUUCUAGCCUUGUUGGGCCCAAGUUUUGUGACGUUUAGGGCCCAUUAUAUGGAUAUGGGCUUUUCAGAGGAGAAAAUUCGUACGUUUGAUGGGCCCACAAUUAUGAAACAUGUAAACUAUUGAUAAAAGCUAAUUGAGGCAUGAGCACGUGUGUCACACGUGCAUUAUAAUUUUCAGUAUUACUUUACUAUGGAUAAUUAUGAAUAGAAAUGUAUAUGAAAAAAUACUUGUUGUAAAAAAUAUUUUAGAUAAAUAUUUUUAUAAAAA